Molecule: messenger RNA, 690 nt
Organism: Asparagus officinalis (garden asparagus)
Lineage: Eukaryota; Viridiplantae; Streptophyta; Magnoliopsida; Asparagales; Asparagaceae
Product: BTB/POZ domain-containing protein At3g08570-like
Source: RefSeq, a predicted model, not a curated record
AUGGAAACAAGUAAAACACCAUGUCAUAGUUCUAUUCUGAAAGUAGGAAGGCUCAUUGAUGGUUACCUUGCAGAAAUUGCAGCCGAUCCUUGUCUGAAUCUGCAAAGGUUCAUGGCCAUCAUUGAGCUGUUGCCAGAUUAUGCUCGAGUAAUUGAGGAUGGUCUCUACCGAGCUAUUGAUAUAUAUUUGAAGGCUCAUCCUUCACUGACCGAGUCAGAAUGCAAGAGGCUCUGCAAUCUCAUUGACUGCCAGAAGCUCUCACAAAAAGCUUCAAACCACGCAGCACAGAAUGACGGUCUCCCUGUCCAGAUGGUGGUCCGUGUCCUCUACUUUGAGCAGCUCCGCUUCAAGUCGACCUUCUCCAUCUCAUCUGCAGAUGGCAGUAGCUCCUUCUCUCAUUGUAUGAUCAGUGGAAGCGCAGCUCCAAGCUCCACUGUCUCUCCCAGAGACAACUAUGCCUCAUUGAGAAGGGAGAACCGGGAACUCAAGCUCGAGAUAUCAAGAAUGAGAGUGAGGCUAAGCGAGCUGGAGAUGGAGCAGUCUUUUAUGAAAAGAGGGAUGAGGGAGGGGAGAUCAGGAAAACACGGGAAAGCUUUCUUCUCUUCCAUUUCUCAGAUAUUUGGCCCUGCAGCUGGAAAACAGCAUAAGUCGGCUAGGAAGUCCAUGGGGGUUGAAGGGAAGAGUCAUUGA